Nezara viridula (southern green stink bug) is the source of this 2754-nucleotide messenger RNA. The record is from the annotation of a GenBank genome assembly. Lineage: Eukaryota; Metazoa; Arthropoda; Insecta; Hemiptera; Pentatomidae.
UAAUUAAACGUUCAAUUCAUAAAUAUUUAUGAUUGAUAUCUUAAAAAUAUAUUGAUUUUCAUAGUAUUGAUUAUGUAGGCAUUGGAAUAAUAGAAGCACGCUAUCCUAAUUUCGUAGUUGACGAAUUGUUUUUGUAGUGGGGUCAAGUUUGACCUAUGUAGUAGCUUUUGAGGGUGAAUUGAUUUUGGAUUUAUACAUUCUGUGCUUUAUUUCUUAUAACCAAUACAAGAAGUGAGAAAAUAUUCGAACUUUCAGAUAUUGAGAAAAGUACGAGGAGGUACAGUGGUAGUUUUGUCACUAUUCUGACAGAAUGCAAACUGCAGAACCUGAAAGUGCAGCCCAAAAAAGGGAAUAUGAUGGUUUAUCCCGAGAGGAACGCCGGAAAAGACGAAAAACAAGAUGGGGUGGGGAUGAAAUGGAGAAAUCAUUUAUCCUCGGUAUGCCUACAGUUUUACCAACCAAUUUGAGCAAAGAACAGGAACAAGCAUAUAUCUUACAGCUGCAGAUCGAGGAAGUCAGCAGGAAGCUGAGGACGGGUGAUUUGGGAAUUCCCGUCAACCCAGAAGAAAGGUCUCCGUCGCCUGAGCCGAUUUAUAGCAGCGAUGGAAAACGUCUCAACACGAGGGAGUUCAGAACGAGGAAAGCUCUCGAAGAAGAACGGCACACUCUCAUACAGAAAAUGCUUAAAAUAAAUCCUGAGUUUAAACCACCGGCUGACUACAAGCCUCCUAUCGUGAGGGUGAGCGAUAAAGUUAUGAUACCUCAAGAAGAACAUCCCGACAUAAACUUUGUCGGUUUACUUAUUGGACCCAGAGGAAACACUUUGAAAUCUAUGGAACGAGAAACUGGAGCUAAGAUUAUUAUUAGGGGCAAGGGCUCAGUGAAAGAGGGAAAAGUUGGUAGGAAAGAUGGGCACCCGUUACCUGGCGAGGAUGAGCCGCUGCACGCCUACGUCACAGCUAACAACCCUGAGUUUGUCAAGAAGGCUGUUGAUAAGAUUAAAGAGAUCAUUAGGCAAGGUGUAGAAGUGCCAGAAGGGCAGAAUGAUCUGCGGAGAAUGCAACUGAGAGAGCUCGCUCUUCUGAAUGGUACCCUAAGGGAAAAUGAUGGCCCCCGGUGCUCCAACUGUGGUGCUGCAGAUCACAAGUCUUGGCUUUGCCCUGAUAAACCAAAUGUUACUCAUUCAAUUGUCUGUUCUACUUGUGGAGGAGCUGGGCAUAUUGCUAAAGAUUGUAGAGCAAAGCGUCUCGGUGCCCCUGCUGUUGUUAAUAACAAAGAAAAAGCAAAGAUUGAUGAAGAAUAUAUGUCUUUGAUGGCUGAGCUCGGGGAAGGACCUCCUCCAGACAAGUCUAUGUCUCAAAAUAACCUUCAGAAGAAAAUGACGACAGCUACGACUAGUGUGUUUGACAAAUCUAUGGUGCCACGAGCCUUGACGGCCCCACCUCCCACUUCCAUCCCACCACCUUGGUCCAAGCCCCCAGACCCGAACGCUGCCAUGCCACCUGGCACGGCGGCUCCCCCCACCCUUCCUCCUUGGCAGGUGCCUCCCCCACCAUGGACGGCUAUGCCACCUCCUGGUGCAGCACCACCUCCAUGGACCCAGACUGCACCUCCGCCUCCUCCACCACCUCCUGUCUUCUGGGGAUGGCAACCCCCAAAUGUUCCUCCACCUCCUGGUGGAGGAAUGCCUGGUAUGCCCCCUGGUACAGGAAUGCCUGGUAUGCAACCAGGAGUUCCUGGGAUGCAGCCUGGUAUACCUGGUAUGCAACCUGGUGUUCCUGGAAUGCAACCAGCAAUACCUGGAAUGCAACCAGGUGUUCCAGGAAUGCAGCCUGCAGUUCCUGGUAUGCAACCUGGUGUUCCUGGAAUGCAACCGGCAAUCCCUGGUAUGCAACCAGCUCCUCCUGGUAUGCAGUCUACGCAGCAGCAGCAACACCCUGGUCCCCCAGGAAUGCAGCCUGUAUCGGUAGCCAACAUGCAGCCUACUACUUCUAAUAUUCAGACGACUAUGACUGGGAUGAUGCAGCAGCCAUCAGUACCUGGAUUACAGACUACUGCUCCUAGUGCGAUGCAACCCCCUAUGCCUUCAGGAAUGCAGUCUCCCCAAAAUAUGCAAAAUCCUCCUGCGCCAGGAGUUGCCCCUCCUCCGACCAUCCCCCCUCCUGGGAUGAUGCCUCCAUCAGUUACAAGCGUGCCACCUCCACCACCAGACAUGUCUUCUUUACUGACUCCACCUCCACCACCACCCCCUGCGCUUGAUGUUGAUUUGAUUUGUUAAAGAUUAGAAUUACGUGUAUUCGUAAUUUAGGAGGGAUAAAUUUAUAUAUUUUGUGUUGACGGUACAGACUUUGAGGCUGGUAUUUAUUUUUGGAUAUCAGCUGGGAGGGAUACAAAGAACAUUUUUUAGGUUUAUUUUGUUAAUUAUUUGGAAAUGAAUUAUAUAUGAUGCACAAUAUACCUAGAGGUCUAUUUUAUGUCAAACCAUUUUAAUCCCUUCCUUCUUCAACUCUCCUGAUGUUGAUGUAUUAUUUUUUUUCUCUUUGUAUCUCUUUUAUGUAUUGAUUACAUUUUAUUCACCGAUCUAAUGUAUUUUUAUUUUAAUGUUAAUGCCAUGUUAUGGUAUUUGAUUGAUAAUUUUCAUUGAGACCAUCAUGAACUUUUUUUUUUAUUAUCUGUAUCAAUUGUCUGUCAUUACUUUUUUUUAAAAAUAUAUUAUUCUAUUAUGAAAUUUGUAAGUUUUUUUCUAUUAGGGGU